AUGGGGCCCGCGCUGGCGCCCGCGUUGGUCACGUCGCAGACAGCUUUCAAGAUACGGCGCCCGCGCGCUCGUGCCGAGCGCGCUGACGUUCGCAAGGCUCGCCACCAGACUCGCAGAGACGAGCCUAAGGGUCGCGAAACCGCCCGCUCUUUCGCCAGCGACCGCCAUCUGGGCGAGCAGUUGGACUCCGUGCUACCACCGCCGGCGCAUCGCGGCCCCAGUCCUGUCCAUGGGAGCGCACCGCAGGACCUCGCCACGAGGUCCCUGCUCAUCGGCAGCUACGUGAUGUGCAUAGGCAUUAUUAUCCUGUGCGUGGUUGCCCUCGUCAGAGCGAUCACCCUCAGUCGUGACGAGACCGCGUUGACCACCAGCGGCGGGAUCGUGUACGGAAGCCGGCUGACGACCGCCUCCGGAGUCAAGAUCAGCCAAUUUCUAGGCGUGCCGUACGCUCUGGACACGGCCGGUUCACGGCGAUUCAGGGACCCCGUACCUUUUGGAAGGUUCCCUCAGGAGAUGUGGAAGGCGCUGGAGCACGGCCCGGCCUGCACGCAGUGGCUGAACGGCUCGGUGCACGGCUCCGAGGACUGCCUGCACCUCUCUCUUUGGAUGCCCGCGCACGACGAAGGCAAAUCCAAGAGGAGCGUUGUGCUGGCCCUCACUGGCGACUGGUUCCAGACCGGCAAUACGGCUUCCGACGGUGCUGCGAAGUGGGCUGAACUCGCCGCCAUCAUGAAGGGGGUGGUCGUGGCGCCGAACCACCGGCUUGGAGUGUUCGGCUUCCUUGACGUAGGGGUGAGGGGACUGCUGGGCAAUGUGGCCUUGCAGGACGUGUUUCAGGCGAUGUCGUGGAUCGAGAAGAACGCCGAUGCUUUGAACGUGGACACUGACAACGUGGCUGCGUUUGGCCUAGGCUCCGGGGCUUACCUCCUCUCUCUUGUGCUCAUGUCUUCGAGCACAGCUAACGAUACCGUCUUCAGGAGAGCAUUCCUCCAGGGUCCGUGUCCGACAGCGCCGCUCCCCCGGAACACGCCGCAGAUUGGCAGGGCCUACUUGGCCCGAAUGUCGCUCGAGCUCGGCUGCUACCAGCCGAGAAUCGCCGACCAAGCCGACUGCCUGCGCUCGGUGACUCAGGAGAAAAUCCUAAAGGCGUCGCUCAACUUGGGCGCGCCCAUUCGUUUCGUCCCCAGCGCCCUGAACGGCGAGACCCUUUCGAGCCUGCACGAGACGGCCUGGUUCGCUGGUGUCGAGGUCUUGCUGGGAAGUGACGUCACAGAGGGGAAACGGCUUUACGAUGACGUCAUUCUCCCUUGGGCUAAGGCGUCCAGCAAUUCUACGACUCUGCAGUCACUGGAUGUCCUCGAGAGCGUUCGGACCUUUCUGAGAAGUGACACGAGCGGCUUGGACGCGGUGAACCGCGAAGAUGCGACGAAUGUUGUAGCGUCGAGCGACAUCGUCGAAUCCAUCGUUCAUUUGUUCACGACGUGUUCCUCGAAGAAGAUGGCACGCGCUGUGUCUGCAAGCAACGCACAAAUACUGAUGCUCAAUAUUGACUGA
Dermacentor andersoni is the source of this 1554-nucleotide messenger RNA. The record is from RefSeq and is a predicted model, not a curated record. Lineage: Eukaryota; Metazoa; Arthropoda; Arachnida; Ixodida; Ixodidae.